Molecule: messenger RNA, 3030 nt
Organism: Ustilago hordei
Lineage: Eukaryota; Fungi; Basidiomycota; Ustilaginomycetes; Ustilaginales; Ustilaginaceae
Product: putative endoplasmic reticulum calcium transporter
Exons: 1
Coding region: 1-3030 (1009 amino acids)
Biological process (GO): calcium ion transmembrane transport; intracellular calcium ion homeostasis
Cellular component (GO): membrane
Molecular function (GO): P-type calcium transporter activity; ATP binding; ATP hydrolysis activity
Source: RefSeq, a predicted model, not a curated record
AUGGACGCAGCUUGGACAAAGAGCGUUCACGAGGCGCUCACUCUUUUGAGAGUUGACCCUUCCAAAGGUCUUUCCGAAGAAGAGGUCGAGAAGCGCCGUGAACAGUACGGCACCAACACACUUCCCGAACAGCCACCUACACCUUUGUGGGAGCUCAUUCUCGAACAGUUCAAGGAUCAACUCGUGCUGAUUUUGCUCGCUUCGGCCGUCAUCUCGUUCGUUCUCGCCUUGCUUGAAGAGGACACGACUCUCGGUGCUGCUCUGAUUGAGCCUGGUGUCAUCUUCCUCAUUCUCAUCGCCAAUGCUACCGUCGGCGUAGUACAGGAGCGUAAUGCAGACAAGGCCAUCGAUGCCUUGAAGGAGUACAGCCCCGACACUGCCAACGUCAUUCGCCAAGGCGCCACCGAAAAGGUUCGAUCUGAAGAUCUUGUUCCCGGUGAUAUCCUCAUCUUGACUGUCGGUGACAAGAUCCCUGCCGACUGCCGUCUUAUUGCUAUCAACUCCUCCUCCUUCCGUGUCGAUCAGGCUAUCUUGACCGGAGAGUCCAUUUCGGUCAACAAGUCCCUCAAUCCCGUUUCCGACGUCGACGCAGUCAAGCAGGACCAGACCAACAUUGUCUUCUCCGGCACCACUGUCGCCAACGGUACUGCCAUUGCCGUUGUUGCACAGACCGGUACUCGCACUGCUAUCGGUGACAUCCAUGCAGAGAUCUCCAAGGAUGACGAUGACAAAACUCCACUCAAGCAGAAGCUCGACGACUUUGGUGAGCUUCUUGCCAAAGUCAUCACUGUCAUUUGCAUUCUUGUGUGGAUCGUCAACUUCCGUCACUUCAAUGACCCUUCGCACCACGGAUGGGUUCGAGGUGCUAUGUACUACUUCAAGAUCGCUGUUGCUCUUGCCGUUGCUGCUAUUCCAGAAGGUCUCGCUGCUGUCAUCACCGCCUGCCUUGCUUUGGGAACCAAGAAGAUGGCCAAGAAGAACGCCAUUGUCCGCCACUUGCCUUCCGUAGAGACUCUCGGUUCAACCAACGUCAUUUGCUCCGACAAGACCGGCACUCUCACCACCAACCAGAUGAGCGUUACCCACUUUUCAGUCUUCUCUCCUCUAGGUUCCAUCACCGACUACACCGUUUCGGGAAGCACUUUUGCUCCUACCGGCGAAAUUACCGACUCGCUCGGCAAGAAGCUCGAAAGCUUGAACCAGCCCCGAACUCCCUUCCACGCUCUGGCCGAAGUCUGCUCCAUCUGCAACGACUCUUUCGUCCAACUCGACGAGCACGACAACUACCACAUUGUCGGACAACCCACCGAAGCAGCCCUCAAAGUUCUCGUUGAGAAGCUCGGUCACCACGAUGCAUCCGUCAACGCUACCGUUUCCAGUCUCGAUGCCGCCCAACGAUGCAGUGCCAUCUCGAACGAGUAUGGCAAAGCCAACCCCCGCUUGCUUACUUUUGAAUUCAGCCGCGACCGUAAGAGCAUGUCUACCUUGAUCCAACGAUCUUCUGCUACUGGAUGCUUGCUCGUCAAAGGUGCACCCGAGAGUGUCGUCGAGCGAUGCACAACUGUUCAACUGGGCAAGAACGUUUCCCCUCUCGACUCAGCCUUGCGUGCACAGAUUGGAGAUAAGGUGCUCGAAUACGGUCGUUUGGGACUCCGAGCACUCGCCAUCGCAGUGAAAGAAGAUGUCCCGCUGGACGUUGAAUCCUACCGCAGCAGUUCUCCUUCCGAAUACGCACAGUUCGAACAACGAAUGACACUCAUCGGUCUCGUUGGUAUGCUGGACCCCCCACGUCCUGAAGUUCGCAACGCUAUCGCUCGUUGCCGUCAAGCAGGUAUCCGCGUUAUCGUUAUUACAGGUGACAACAAGAACACCGCCGAGACGAUCUGUCGUCAGAUCGGCGUGUUUGGAGAGAAUGAGGAUCUCGAAGGUAAAUCGUACACAGGUCGCGAGUUUGACGCUCUCACUUCCCAAGCUGAGAAGCUGGAGGCAGUGUCGAACUCGAAUUUGUUCUCGCGAGUGGAACCUUCUCACAAAUCUCAAUUGGUUGAUCUGUUGCAGUCGCAAGGAUUGGUGGUUGCGAUGACGGGUGAUGGUGUUAAUGAUGCACCUGCAUUGAAGAAGGCUGAUAUUGGCAUUGCUAUGGGAUCGGGAACUGAUGUUGCCAAGUUGGCUGCGGAUAUGGUUUUGGCUGAUGACAACUUUGCCACCAUUGAAGCGGCAGUGCAAGAGGGAAGGAGUAUUUUCAACAAUAUGCAAAGUUUCAUCCGUUACCUUAUCAGCAGUAACAUCGGAGAGGUGGUCAGCAUCUUCCUCACUGUUCUCCUCGGGUUACCGGAAGCGCUGAUCCCGGUGCAACUGCUUUGGGUCAACUUGGUCACCGAUGGUCUCCCAGCUACCGCUCUCGGCUUCAACCCACCCUCCAGCACCAUCAUGCGAGAAAAACCACGUUCUCGCAAGGACCCUUUGAUCUCAGGAUGGAUUUUCACCCGCUACCUUGUCGUAGGAGCAUUCGUGGGAGCGGCUACCAUCUUCGGUUACGCUUGGUGGUUCCUUUUCUCCUCCACCGGUCCUCAGAUUACCUACGCUCAACUCUCGCAUUUCCACCAAUGCGCCUUACCCUCCUCUCAACUCCCUGGGGCGCUGUUCCACGGAGUAGAUUGCUCUAUCUUUAGUGCUUUCCGUCAACCAUCUACGAUCGCGUUGAGUGUUUUGGUAGUCGUGGAGAUGUUUAACGCCUUAAACGCAAUCAGCGAGACGGAUUCUUUGCUUACUUUCGGUCCUUGGAAGAACCCACUCUUGAUCGGCGCUAUCGCGUUGAGUCUGGCUUUGCAUUGGACGAUCUGUACUGUGCCUUUCUUGCAAGAUUGGUUCCAAGUUACAAGGCUGACACGGGAAGAAGUUAAGGCGGUGAUUUGGAUUAGUGCUCCAGUGGUGUUGAUUGAGGAAGUUUGUAAGUUGGUUACCAGGGUGUUCUUCCUUAAUAAGGCAGCGACGGGGGAGAAAGUCAAUGGCGAGAAGAAGGGUCUUUAA